Messenger RNA from Prunus armeniaca (apricot), 258 nucleotides. The record is from the annotation of a GenBank genome assembly. NCBI's taxonomy places the organism in Eukaryota, Viridiplantae, Streptophyta, Magnoliopsida, Rosales, Rosaceae.
AUGUGUCAAAAUCAAAGAAAGGUUGUCCUGGCUGCAGCUCCAAAUCGCCCUCUUCUCAUGUUAUCCUUACGUUUCUUGUACACGAAUCCGCCAAAUCCAAUCAAUCCUGCCCCUAUCAGCACUCCAAACACUAUCCCUGCCUUCUGCCCACCACUUAGUCCUCCUGAAGACCCUUUCUUAUUGGGAGGUGGUGGUGAUGGUGGUGGUGGUGGUGGUGAUGGUGGUGAUGGUGGUGAAGGUGAUAGUGGUGGUUUAUAG